Messenger RNA from Melanaphis sacchari, 810 nucleotides. RefSeq lists its product as uncharacterized. The record is from RefSeq and is a predicted model, not a curated record. The transcript is spliced from 17 exons. Lineage: Eukaryota; Metazoa; Arthropoda; Insecta; Hemiptera; Aphididae. The coding region runs from base 31 to 810 and encodes 259 amino acids.
UUCAAGAUAUACAUUUAUUUAACCAAAAAAAUGAUUUUUAUUCCAUUAACUAACGUUUUGAUUAUUUCUAUCAUUUUAAUGAUGAUGAUUUCCUUUCUUAAUUCAUCUCAAAUAAAACCAACAUUUUAUCAACUUGUCGAUCAUAAAACGGAUAAAAGUUAUGAUAUUUAUUAUUCCAGGUCAAAGAGAAAUUAUGAGAUGAAAAUGACCGUUUAUCAAUAUUAUAACACAAUACACAAUAUAAAUGCCAAGCGAAUUCCUUCGCUAAAUGUCAAAUCAUUUGACAUUUAUGAAAAAGAAUUAGUUGAUUACUGUUCAGAAAAUUAUAAUUAUCCGGAGCUUGAAACUAAAAAUUAUUAUUCAACGUUUUUUAAGAAUCUAUUUACUAAUUUAUUCAAAUGUUUAGUGGUAUUAAAAAAAGGAGUGGCUGAAUUAAAUGAAAAAAAUGGAAUAAAAAAACAAGAGCAAUUACCAACAAGUGCAGAUAUAGAAAAUAGUAGUAAAUUCAAUACUAAAAUUAAAAAAAAAAUACUAGACUUUGAUAAAAUAGACCUCUUAAGAAGUUUUACAGAUAAUGAUAAUAACAAAGAAAACAUGACUAUUAUCAACGAUUUUAUCGACGAUUGGUUCAAAGAAAAUAAAAUCAUUGAUGAACCUAAAAAUGAUCAUGAAAGUACAUGUAUAACCAACAUAAAAAUCAUGAAUAAACUUGAAUUUAGAGCAACAAAAUUGAGUUACAUAAUAUAUCCAAAUUCAUUAGAAAAUAACUUAAACAGAUAUAAAGGAAAAAGAUAUAAUAUAAGAGUAUAA